GAUCUACGCAUGCACCCUAGAUCUAAUACAAUAGGAAUGACACUAAUCACUAUUUCACUAGCACUGGUACUAAUUGCUAGUCAUGUUACAGCUCAGGAUUGUGUCCGUGCUAACUCUGAUGGAGCAGACAGUCUGCCUAUAUAGCUUUGGAGACCCAGGAAACCGUGCCCCUCAAAUGGCUGUGAAUCCGAUCCAAGCCAUUAUUAAAAGCUACGAGUUCUAUAUAUACUGCUAUGGGAGAGUUGCUGGUUAGGCUGCGUAUGUAGACGCUGGUGGUGGUGCUCAUACUGAGGUGUACUCAAUAAAGUUCCAGAUAUGGAGGUCUAUGGGGGAUAACAGAUUUGUUAAAAUCGGAGAGAACUCAUUUCCUACACUGGCUGAUGCUAGUCUCAUAGCCAAAGCCAUUAACUUGACUUCCAACCAGGAGAUGUGGUUGGUUACAAUCUCGAGCAGGCUGGUGACAAUAACGGAGGUCUGUUAAUUGUUUGAUAGUAACUUCAAUGUUGAAGAGCUAUGGUAUACGACUGGUAACUCUGACCUACAAAAUGAGUGCUUGUUGGAAGAGCAAUGCAGGGGACCUCAGCAUGUCUACAAACCUUGGACCAAUCAUCUCGAGUGAGUAUCAAUCUAUGUGCACUUUGUAACAGCUAUAAUAUAGUCUAUGUGCAGUGCAGUUAGUGGUUUUGUAACUGCUGCUGUCAUGUGUAGGGUACAUGUAGCUCUUUUGUUUUGUGAUAUGUUGGGCUAUUAAAUCUUGUGGCUCUGCCUCUUUAGUGAUUCGUUGGUUCCUGUGUCCGAUAUUAUGUUUAUUUUGUCUGAUUAAUCAAUUUAUCAGACACACCACAUUUUGGUGUAUAUUUUUGGAGGUUACAUUGUUUAUAGGUAGAUCUAUUGUCAGGUGAAAAAUCAGCUUGUUUCGCCCAUCCGUUCUCCUCUGGCAGCUGUCUGAUUAUAUGUUCUGUCUGACAAUUGAUACUUUAUACUCUAGCGCACGCAUUGAAAUUAAAUAUUGCAAGUGCAAGUUUCAAAUUGCACACGUGAUCUAAACGUUGCAUUUUUGUGGUUAAAUUAUGUCACUAUGUGCGGGCACCCUUAACCUACAAAUAUUCAGUACGUCUGUGCAGAUCAGACUGAGUGGUGAGUAAAGAGCUUCUGCUGUAUUGCAUUUUAGAUUGUCUCAAUAGCCUGUUGUGAGUAUGAAGCUGCUUAUCGGUGUCUCCUUGGUGAUGUCCUCCAUAGGACUGCUUGUGGAGGGUUAUUCAAGUGGUGCACCUGCUGGUGCCUGUGAUAGCCUCUCCCCCAUUCAUUUAGCCCAGCCACAGGCCAGUGAUGUCCCCUACGCUAUUAGUCUCAUGCCCUUCUAUAAUGCUAGUGACAACUCUUUUACAUUCUACCUUGGAAGAACCUACACCUUGUCGAUUGCUAACGCAACUGUUGGAGGCACUUUCAGAGGAUUUUUCGUGCAAGCAAGGCUGAUGAACGAUGAUACCACUCGUGCUGGAGUCUUCGCUCCAACAGGGCCAUUGGCAGACCAAAGCAGACUCAGCAGCUGUCCUAUUAACACGGAUGGAGUCACCCACAACUCACCUGCUGAUAAAGACAUCAUUUAUUUCACUUGGACAGCUCCUAUGGGUAACACUGGAGAUAUCAGAUUUGGAUUUGCUGUAGUUGAAACACGGAUGACCUACUGGGCCAAUCAGCGAACGGGAGUGGUUCAGCAGGCUCCAAGUACAAUAGUUACUACUACUACUGCUGCACCUGGUACUACUGCUGAACCUGCUACUACCACGACACAGAUUCAACCUACUCAGACCACAUUACCCACCAACAACACCAUGUCUACUGCCGAUACGACUGUGUUUGUUAUUGCUGGUGUAGUUUCAACUGGUGGUUGUAGUAGCCAUAAUCAUAUCUAUUUCUACCUUGAUAUGCAUAAAAAGGCAUGGCUGCAUGGAGAGAAUUGAAGAACAUAAUACAGAACCUAUGUACGACUACAUCGAUACUGAUCCGGGUGACAUUAAUACAAAUGGUCACCCACAAGAAAUGAGACGAGAGUUAGACAGCCAAGCUCUGACAACGCCCCCUCCACAUCCACCACAGAGAUUAGAUCUAAUAAUUGGCACUGAGAAUGAAGCUUAUGGAAGAUUGGGCAACUCUAGUGAGAUUUCACAAACACAAGGAUUAAAGUUCCGUAUAUCAGAUAGGGCCGGAUUGGUUGUCACGGUAGCAAAUGAUGACCACUGCAUUGGUACAUUGAACAAAGCAGGGCCAGAUCCAGUAAUUAGCAAGAACGAAGCUUAUGGAAGAUUAGGCAACUCUGGUGAAAUUUCACAAAUACAAGAAUCAAGUGUUUCAAACCAUGUUAUGUCAGAUAGCGGAUUGGUUGUCACGGUAGCAAAUGAUGACCAAUGCAUUGAUGUAUUGAGCGAAGCAUGUAUAUGAUGGAGCUGCAUAUGCACAGAGACACAUGCAUGGGACUCUGAUCUAGUAAUGUGUGACUGCUAAAACUGAGACUGAAGAUUAUGUUAUAGGCAAUACAUUUACUAUAGGUCUAGCAUCCUUAGAGAAUGUGCUGUGUGUUGGGUAUUAUCUCAUACAGUG
Molecule: messenger RNA, 2601 nt
Organism: Halichondria panicea
Lineage: Eukaryota; Metazoa; Porifera; Demospongiae; Suberitida; Halichondriidae
Product: putative defense protein 3
Exons: 7
Coding region: 1197-1964 (255 amino acids)
Cellular component (GO): membrane
Source: RefSeq, a predicted model, not a curated record